Haliotis rufescens (red abalone) is the source of this 2435-nucleotide messenger RNA. RefSeq lists its product as uncharacterized. The record is from RefSeq and is a predicted model, not a curated record. The transcript is spliced from 2 exons. NCBI's taxonomy places the organism in Eukaryota, Metazoa, Mollusca, Gastropoda, Lepetellida, Haliotidae. The coding region runs from base 39 to 1061 and encodes 340 amino acids.
UGCCGCGCGCACAGCUGCCACUACCUAACAUCACCUUUAUGUUGAACACUGGCUGCUGUUCCUGCUUCGAAAUGGCUGUCUCGUACUCCAAGAUGCUGUUGAUACUUCUAGCCAUCAGUGUUUUGUGUAGCGGUGCUGCAACAUCCGACAUGAACCCGGAACGAGAUCACCCAAGGGCCGGGAAGCCAGGACCAUCUCAGUCAGCAGUCUACCUCCUGGCCAAUAAGCGCAGCGCCGAGUUUGUGCCCAGUGACCGGGUUUAUGCCCACAUGACAUCCUAUUUGUCGAAGAGACUCCAUGCCCCUUUUGAAACACAGAGAGAAGACAGAAGGUCAAGUCCACGACCAGACAGCAUCCCCGGCAUCGACAUCAUAGCUUCAAUGACAAGGUCCUUAAACAAGCUGAGAUCAAGGAAGGCACAUGGUUACUCCGUGUCAGGUGCUCCCGGUGCCUCAGCUGAAGACAGUCAUACGAUGAACAAGACCCAAAUGAACCAAGAGUCUCAUGAAGACAAGUUACGUGCCCCUAGCACAGCUGAUCAUGCCUAUCGGGACGCGGAAGUGAGCUCUUCAAAGAACCUCUUCCUCAAGAAACUGAUUGAAAACGCUGUCAGAAUGCUUUACCUUUCCGUUGAUGUUCCAGCUCCUACCACGUACCCAUUUUACUCGGAAUCUGCACAUCAAGUUCAGCUUCCAGGCCAAGGUCAUGGAUUCAUGAAGAGAAAGGCCAAGCCUGACCCAAGCUUGUCAACAGAGGGUAAACGACCAUUUGAUCGUCUUGCAAGUGGAGCCACGGGGAAAAGAUUUGUCAGCACGGGACAUUAUUUCAAUAAACGCCCAUUUGAUCCGCUUGCAAGUGGUCUCAUUGGGAAACGAGCUGUGGAAAUCCCUGCAGAUGCUCAACUACAGAAACGACAUGUUGAUUCUCUGGCCGACGAUCUGAAACGGAAACGGGGUGCUGUCUUGCCAUCAGACAAACUCUUCAUGAAGCGCCCGUUUGAUCCUCUCGCUAAUGGGUUGAUUGGGAAGAGAUUCUUGAGUGCAGAAGGCCCUGCUGAAUAAAUAUGUAAAUAUGUUACUGGCAGCGAUGCUUUUUACGAUUUGAGUCCUUUUAUCCAAAGAGAUAUUUAUCGUAAACAUAUACGUAUCAUCAUAUUUGUUCACAUCUUCCCGAGAAGCCAGGCUUUGAUAUAGGCUAGUACACAUUUUCGCCUCGGGAAGAUGGUUUGUUCAAGUUUUACUGUUAUGUUGUCAGCAGUCGUUGUUCAAUGGGAUAAUCGAAGCCCAAUCUCGUCUGAAUAUUCUAUGGCGUAUCUUUAUUAUUGAUAAUAUUCAGAGAAACACACACACACAUCUAUUUCGUCAUGGUAACAGAAUUGUCGUAUUCAUAAUAAUUUGAAUAAGCUGAAAUUGACAAACAAAGGAGGUGAUUGCAUUGCCAUGGAAACAUAUGACAUCAACCUCUGUGUCAUGACGAUAGAACAUUUCAAGGUGUUUGUAUCCCAGCUGUACAAGUGCUUAUACGAAGAAAGUGCCGCAGAAAAUAUGUAUUAUGUUUUAUAUGAAUAAAUAAAACAGUAUUAGUGACAAUUUGAUCCCCGAAACUAGAACAUUUGAAAACUUAGCGUGAUGUUUGUCUCCAAAGUAGAUCAUCCUAGUGUUGGUAAUAGUCCGCCAGUACAGUUCGAUGUUAUUUGAAAAUUAAAAUCUCGUUAAACCGUUUCAUUUUAAUUUCUUUGAAAAUCUAUUUGAAAAUCGGGCGUUUGUAUGGACCUUGCAGUUAAAGUGUUUGUCGUUAUGCCCAAACACGGUUUCGAAUGACCCAUUGGGUAGACUGUGUGUGUUUCUCAGGAAUGUAGGGUUACUCUUCUCAGGAAUCAUGCAGAACAAUUAGUACCUUUACGAAAUACUAUGUAUUUUGUUUAAGGCCACGAGUGAGUGUAGUUUGGAAUGAUCUCAGUGUCUCACAACCCACGAGAUAUCAUCAGCUCGCAACAUGAUUUUUACACUUAUCACUUUACCGACGCAAUUACUGGAAUGUAAGUGAGUUGAUUUGAAGCCGCUUUGAACAGUUCUUCCGUUAUAUUACGACGUGUCAGCUUAACGUGGGAGGAAAGUGAAGCAGGUCUUAGAUGUUAAUCACUUUGGUGAAACCGACGAACACGGGUAUGAGGCUGACAAACCUAGAAUAAAAUCAGUGCGAUUAUGGGAUUUGAACCCGCGAUCAUUGGAUGCUGGCGUGUCGAAGGGACGUAACUCCGACAGCCUGACUACCUCUUUUCUGCAAAUGAAAAAUUGUCUAGACUGUUUUGUGUUCUGGUAUUGCUUUGUUGUAAAGGCAUUAAUAGCCAAUUCGCCAUUCGAUCUGAAAAUGUUCAAUAUUUUACUGAACAAAUAUUAAACAUAGAAGAUGAAUAAAAUUGUGUUAUUAAAUCA